This is a messenger RNA of Peromyscus eremicus (cactus mouse), 3296 nucleotides long. RefSeq names its product protocadherin gamma-C5. The record is from RefSeq and is a predicted model, not a curated record. Gene Ontology annotation, molecular function: calcium ion binding. Gene Ontology annotation, biological process: homophilic cell-cell adhesion. Gene Ontology annotation, cellular component: plasma membrane. The transcript is spliced from 4 exons. Bases 278 to 3073 code for a protein of 931 amino acids. NCBI's taxonomy places the organism in Eukaryota, Metazoa, Chordata, Mammalia, Rodentia, Cricetidae.
AACGCCAGACUGCAAUUCCACUCAGAGCCUCUGGGCGCCGCUGUCGGCCAGUGCAGAGCAAGCUCCAACGCCCGGGAUCCCUCAGUCUCUAGGCUGGAAUUUCCUGCGCAGAAACGAAUACACUCCAAAGGGAACUCUCGCUCACAGAGACUAAGACACCGAUUUCCAGCCCCAAACUGGGGUCCGGCCGUACGGGGCCAGAUGCACCUCCGCCUCGGAAGACCGCACUCUAUCCUACUGUGAAGAUCCGAAGACCUAGAGAGAACCCGAGCCAGCAAUGGGAGGGAGCUGCGCGCAGAGGCAGCGCCCCGGCCGCCCGCAGGUACUGUUUACCCUGCUGCUGCCUUUGUUCUGUCCCGCGCUGGGCCAGCCGGUCCGCUACUCCAUCCCGGAGGAGCUGGACCGCGGCUCUGUGGUGGGGAACCUCGCCAAGGACCUGGGGCUCAGUGUCCUGGAAGUAUCUGCAAGGAAGCUGCGGGUUAGCGCUGAGAAGCUGCACUUCAGUGUGGACGCGGAGAGCGGGGAUUUACUGGUGAAGGACCGCAUAGACCGCGAGCAGAUAUGCAAAGAGAGAAGAAAGUGUGAGUUGCAGUUGGAAGCCGUGCUGGAAAACCCCUUGAAUAUUUUUCAUGUCGUUGUGGAGAUUGAGGAUGUUAACGACCACGCUCCUCAAUUCCCAAAAAAUGAAAUAAACUUAGAAAUAAUUGAAUCCGUCAACCCAGGGAUGAGAACAAUUCUGGAGUCUGCGAAAGAUCCUGAUAUUGGUGUGAAUUCACUGAGCAAGUAUCACCUAAGUCCUAACGAGUAUUUCUCAUUGUUGGUGAAAGACAAUCCUGAUGGUGGCAAAUACCCAGAAUUAGAACUGCAAAAGACGCUGGACCGAGAAACCGAGAACACCCACCACCUGGUGCUGACAGCUGUAGACGGUGGGGACCCGCCCCGAAGUGGCACCGCUCAGCUCCGAAUCCGCGUGGUAGACGCCAAUGAUAACCCCCCAGUGUUCAGCCAAGAUGUGUACAGAGUCCGCCUUCGGGAAGAUGUGCCUCCAGGGACCGCCGUCCUAAGGCUAAGCGCGACGGAUCAGGACGAGGGCAUCAAUGCGGAGUUCACAUACUCCUUCCUGGGUGUGGCUAACGAAGCUCAGCACGUGUUCUCUCUCGAUUCCCUAACUGGAGACAUCGUAACUCACCAGUCCUUGGAUUUUGAAGAAGUAGAAAAAUACACGAUUGAUGUAGAGGUAAAGGACCGAGGAUCUCUUUCUUCACAGUGUAAAGUAAUUAUAGAAGUUCUAGAUGAGAACGACAACCACCCAGAAAUAAUCAUCACUUCCCUCUCUGAUCAGAUUUUGGAGGAUUCCCCUUCUGGAACGGUUGUGGCCCUCUUCAAAGUAAGGGAUCGAGAUUCCGGGGAAAACGCACAAGUCACGUGCAGUUUAAGUGGAGACAGUCCAUUUAAGAUUCAUUCUUCUUCCAAUAAUUACUACAAGUUAGUGACAGACAGCAUCCUAGACCGGGAACAGACCCCAGGGUACAAUAUCACUAUCAUAGCCACGGAUAGAGGCAAGCCACCCCUUUCCUCCAGCAUAAUCAUAACUCUGCACGUUGCUGACGUCAACGACAACGCACCUGUUUUCCAACAGCCCGCCUAUCUGGUAAACGUACCAGAAAACAACCAGCCCGGUACCUCCAUAGCCCAAGUCAAAGCACGGGAUCCAGAUCUUGGACUAAAUGGCCUCGUCUCCUACUCCAUCAUAGCCAGCGACCUAGAACCAAAGGCGCUGUCCUCCUACGUGUCGGUGAACCAGGACAGCGGAGUGGUGUUCGCUCAGCGCGCCUUCGACCACGAGCAGCUGCGCUCCUUCCAGCUGACUCUGCAGGCGCGCGACCAGGGCUCGCCCGCGCUCAGCGCCAACGUGAGCAUGCGCGUGCUGGUGGGCGACCGCAACGACAACGCACCACGCGUGCUGUACCCCGCGCUCGAGCCCGACGGUUCCGCGCUUUUCGACAUGGUACCGCGUGCUGCAGAACCCGGAUACCUGGUCACUAAGGUGGUGGCGGUGGACGCAGACUCCGGACACAACGCCUGGCUGUCAUACCACGUGCUGCAGGCCAGCGAUCCCGGGCUCUUCAGCCUGGGGCUGCGCACUGGCGAGGUGCGCACAGCGCGUGCCUUGGGCGACAGGGACGCAUCAAGGCAGCGCCUUCUGGUCGCUGUGCGGGAUGGUGGACAGCCACCGCUCUCUGCCACUGCCACAUUGCUCCUAGUUUUCGCAGACAGCCUACAAGAAGCAUUGCCAGACCUCGUCGAUCACCCCACUCCUUCCGACUCCCAGAGUGAGCUUCAGUUUUACCUGGUGGUGGCCUUGGCCUUGAUCUCAGUGCUUUUCCUCUUCGCGGUAAUUUUGGCCAUUGCUUUGCGCUUGCGACAGUCUUCCAGCUCUUCAACCACUGGCUGCUUGGGGCCAGUUCUCGGCUCCAAGUCUCGACCUGUACUUCCACCGAACUACAGCGAAGGGACAUUGCCCUAUGCCUAUAAUAUGUGCGUGCCGGGAGAUCAAGCUAAACCAGAAUUUAAUUUUCUCACUUCUGUUGGUGAUUAUCCAGCCACACAAGAUAUUCUCAACAAAGAUAGUUCCUCAGCACUGUUGACUAGCAUUUUAACUCCUAGUGUUGAAGCAGACGAGAAGACCUUUAACCAGCAAGCCCCGCCCAACACCGACUGGCGUUUCUCUCAAGCCCAGAGGCCCGGCACGAGCGGCUCCCAAAAUGGCGAUGAAACCGGCACCUGGCCCAACAACCAAUUUGAUACGGAGAUGCUGCAAGCCAUGAUCUUGGCCUCUGCCAGUGAAGCUGCCGAUGGGAGCUCCACUCUGGGAGGGGGUGCUGGCACCAUGGGCCUGAGCGCUCGCUAUGGACCCCAGUUCACCCUGCAGCACGUGCCUGACUACCGCCAGAAUGUGUACAUCCCUGGCAGCAAUGCCACCCUGGCCAACGCGGCCGGCAAACGGGACAGCAAGGCCCCGGCAGGCGGGAACGGCAACAAGAAGAAGUCGGGCAAGAAAGAGAAGAAGUAACAUGGAGGCCAGGCCUUGAGCCACAGGGCAGCCUCCCUCCCCAGCCAGUCCAGCUUGUCCUUACUUGUACCCAGGCCUCAACAUUUCAGGGCUCACCCCAGGAUACUGGUAGGAGCCAAGGCCAUGCUCCCCGUUGGGAAACAGAAACAAGUGCCCAAGUCAACACCCCCUUCUCUGUGCCCUAGGGGGUUGAAUAUGCAAAGAGUUCUGCUGGGAACCCCCA